CGAAUGCUUCUCAGCCGCACGAUCAAAACAAAAUCCAGGGCUUUCGAUCAGGUUAUCCACUUCGCUCAUCAAGUCAUCAUCGUCCCUCAUCUUCUUUGCCCAUCAACAACUGAUUUUAUCAAAGAGAUUCAGAAAUUUAGAGCGUAGCUGAAAUCUCAUCAUUCUCCAUUGUCUUCCAAUCCUCAUCUUCGCUCAUCAGUAACUCUUCUUCUUCUUUUUCUAUUUCGCUAAUAGGAAUCCAUUUGAGUUGAAAAGCUCGAAAUCAAGUUUUAAUUUCAUUCCAGGAGAUAAUGGUAUGCUUUCGCACCAGCGCCACAGGGGAUGAGUGAGAGAGACUUCAAGUUCUUAGAAUCUGUAGAUGGUUUUGACAAUGCCCUCAUAUACAAGCAUUGAGAGGAGGGUGACAAUGAAAGCAUUUGGAGUUGAUUUAAUAGUUACAGACCCAACCAAGGGAAUGAGUGGAACUGUACCGAAAGCUUAUCACCUUGUGGAGUCCGCACCAAAUGCUUUUAUGCUUCAGCAGUUCUCCAAUCCUACAAAUACUCAAGUAUAUGAUUUUGCAAUUCGCAAAUCUUAUAUCCUGCUUAUAUACCUCAAAUCUAAAAACCACAAUGUUAGGUUGCCUAUAUCCUGUUUCAUCCAAUUCACAUUCCUUGGAUCAGUUCAGCUGGAUAGAUGCUCUCAGAUUUAUAUACUUAUCAAUUUAUGGCUUUUUUAAGAACAUAUAUAUGGAAUUGAGCCAGCUGAAAGCAAUGUACUAAAUGGUGGCAAACCAGGUUGUGUUCUUUCUUCUUAUUAUUCUUUUUCUUCCUCCUUUCUCUUUUCUGAAUUCAUGGCUACUACAAAUAAAAAUCUGCGACUGCAACCUUAGCUCCUAAGCACUGAGCACACCGCACUACUCCUCUUUUAUUAAGGCAAGAGUUCAUGGCUCCGGUGUGAUGAUUCAAAUGCUCCUUCCCCAGGUACCAGGUCAGCUUUCUCAGGUCAAUCAUGAAUUUGUUUUAUCCUUAAAAAUUUGUUUAAUUCCUUAUAAAAAUAACCAUGAAAUUUUUGAAUCAAGAUUUUGAAAAUUAUGACUUAAUAUGACUGUGAAAACAAACUAAAUCCUUCAAUAAACAGUUGCUAUAGAAAUAUUUGAAAAUUAAGGUACAUACUCAACUGUUUUAAAUGCAGAAUGCUGGAAAGUAGGCUCUCUCAAUAGUAUUUCCCUUUGGUUUUAAUCUUUUUAAAUGUAUGAAAGACUGUCUCGGUUUAUAUAUUCAAAAAUAUAUACUUAAACUAUAUUUCAUAAAAAUAUAUAUGAAGUAUUCAACUAAUUUGAAGUAUAAAUUGCAGAACAUAUGAGAUAUUCAACUUUGAAGCUUUAAGAUAUACUCUCUAUUUAAUUAAUUUCCUUUACUUAAUUAGUACUCAUCUGGAUGAUAUUGCAGAUAUCUUCUUCCAAGAUAAUAAGGAUGUUGAGUCUCCUUACUCGAUCAUUAUCAAAGCAUUGAAGAUGGAAUUAAUAGCAAAACCAUAUGUGAAGUUUGUUUUAUAGUUUCAGCUAAAACAUACUACGUACUACGCAUUAGAAUUCAAUGGAACUCAUGAAUAUUCUACAUGUACAUGUCAUAGUGGGUUUGCUUUUAUUGUUCUACUUUUCUUUCAAGUUUUAGUUUUUUUUUUGAAACAUUCAAGUUUUAGUAAUUUGGUUUUAUUAAACUCUGCUCUUUGCCUCUUUGCUCUUUUCAUUUGUUAUACUCGGUACAAAAAUCACGAAGUUGUACUCUAUCACUUAUUUCAAAUCUAAUGCACCGAAAUACACAAUUUUCAUAUAAUUAAGAGAAUAUUAUCCGAAAUAGGACUAAAAGGGUUUGAAAAUUCCAAAAUAGGACUACCAUGUUUUUAUUCCCAAAAUAGGACUAAUUACUGUCAUGUUUUGGCAGUAUCAGACUUCAAACAUGGUAGUUUUUUCCAAACUUGGCAGUAUUUACUCCUAUUUUGGGAAUAAAAAAACAUGAUAGUCAUUGGGCUGUACCGCUUUGUAUAUAAGACAUGUUUCAUUCACAUUUAAUGAGUUUGUCUUUGGUUAAUAUUUGAUGGGUUGAUCAUAAUGCUCUUAUUAUCAUAUCAUGCCUUUUAAUGGAAAAUGUCGUCUUUAGGGGAGUUCAAACAAGUAUGUACACCUUUCCAAAGGCACGAGACAAUAUAUUAAACAUAUGGCUUUAAAUUCAUGCUGCCAGGUGUUGAAGUUUACAAAGAAUAUGGAGCUCAGGUGCAAUAUUGAAACAUCAAUGCUUUAGGGAUUCAACUUUACUGAGUGGAUUUUGCAGAUAGGAGAUGGGGUGAUGGGGGACAAUAACGAUGUAGAAUCAAUGGUCCAAUUGCAUCUAUUGUUGAAAUUAUCUACCCCGACUUUGAAAUACGCAUCACUGACACUUUCUUUUUAAAUUCCAAGGUAGUUCUUGAGCCAACCAUUGAUAGACGUGACAAAAUCACAAAAAUGCAUGCUAGGGUUGACUGCAGGCGAGGUUAAGAGACAUUUAAGCUUGGAUUCAUAAUCAUCUUCUAAGUUAUAACUCAAAACAGUGCACUCCUUCAAGAGAUGCGUUCUCUCAAAUUUCUCAUUUGCAUUGAUUGUUUAGAUGUGCCAAGUCAUGAUUGAAUCAGAAAGGAGUUGCACGUGUGAUGCUAAUGAGGAAUACCAAUCAUUCUUUUGAUAGAGUAAUGGUAAUCGCCUCUUCGUCACUACACUCGGAACACAUAUUAUUAAGGCUAGAUGAUGUCGAGAACAAAUGUCGAAUAUAGAUAUCUUAUUCCGAAACUUAUCUUGACUCAAUCUUGCUUGAAGCUAUUGUUCACAAUCCAUCGUAGACAAGUCCUUCGAUUCUUAGUUACAUGAAGACCAUUAACGAGAGUCAAAUACAAACUUUAGGUGGGGUUGGUGUUUGUUUAUGUCGUUCUGUUUUUACAUUUGGGCAAUUCUACGUCACAGUCUCAAGAGUAACGUCUAAUCUCCUUCUGGGUUAAAGGCUUUAAGUGUUAUUUAUAGAGAGGUGUAUAAUAAUUUAUAGUUAUAUCUUCAUUAAUUGUUGUAAAAAUAAUAUAUGUAAUGUUUUAUCUUUAUCAAAUUACUUCUUUAUCUUAAAAAUAAUUCAAUUGUAGCUAACUGCAUCCCGUGCAACGCACGGGUGAAAAUCUAGUUAUAUCAGUGGUAAUAAUGAGUUCCCGGUGAAGAAAUUAUCCUAAAUAGGACUAAAUGAGUUUGUGUAUUCCAAAAUAGGAUUAUUAUGUUUUAAUUACUGUCAUGGCAAUAUUUUUCAAGUUAGAUAAUAAUUACUCCUAUUUAGGUAAUAAAAACAUGACAGUAGUUCUAUUUUGGAAUUCUGAAACAUUUUUACUACGAAAAUUUUCUCUUUUGGGUGAUAAGUUUAAAUAAUGUUUAUCAGUGGUAAAUGGUAACGAUAGGGAUUAGGGAGGAUAUAGUUUUUGGAUGGGAGUUCUCGGGGUCUUCUUAAAGGGAAGUGGCCGGAGUACUACUGUACUAGGGAUUUCCAUAGUUUAAAUUAAAGACUUUGGAUGUUUUCUUUUGGACUGUUUUCAGUCCCAGACCAGACCAGACCAGACUUAAAAAGACCAGACCAGACUUAAACAGACCAGACCAGACCAGACUUAAACAGACCA
Cuscuta epithymum is the source of this 3663-nucleotide messenger RNA. The record is from the annotation of a GenBank genome assembly. NCBI's taxonomy places the organism in Eukaryota, Viridiplantae, Streptophyta, Magnoliopsida, Solanales, Convolvulaceae.